GGAUUCUGUUUACUCUGGGCUCCAAUAAUCUUUCUCUGUCGUUGCAAUCCCUCACCUAUCUCAUCACCACAAGGAUCUGCUGACACUAAUGUCUGCGCUUCUUUGGAUGAACUACGAUGAUAGCAUGCGAAUUCUUACCCCGGCUGCAAGUUGCCCGAGGUAGUCGGCUUUUAGUUUCAGGCCCAUCAUAUAGACCUACGCAACCCCCGGGACGAUUCAAACCCUUCAAUCAUCCUCUACAGCGAUGUAGCUCUUCGGCUUCCAAGCCCCAGCAGACAUCUACAGACCUGAACAUGGCGUCUCGAAAGACUUCUAAGGCCAAGUCUACGCCUGCCGAGCCUCGGCCCAGUUCCAGCGUAAUCAUCAUCUCUCCGCGGAACGAGGUCCUUCUCCUUCACCGGGUCAAGACAUCAACGUCUUACCCAUCGGCACAUGUCUUCCCAGGAGGAAACCUCUCCAGCCAGGACGGGCCAUGUCCAGCAGUAGAUGACAUCUCCCGCCACGAUGACGGACCCUGGUAUCGAAACGCCGCUAUUCGCGAAUUGUUCGAAGAAAGUGGCAUUCUCCUGGCCAAGGACGCUGACUCGGGCAAGAUGCUCGCUGUACCACAGGAGCAGCGUGAAGCUGGUCGACGCGCGAUCCACCAACAUAAGAUGACAUUCGCAGAAUGGUUAAAGGAACAGCAUCCCGCCGCAGUACCAGAUACGGAAGGACUGAUAGCAUUCACACGCUGGCUCACGCCCAUCAGAUAUCCGAGACGGUAUACGACCCAGAUGUACCUGUACUUCUUACCCUUGCCGAUGGAGAUUGAGAAGCCCAUUCUGGAUGAGAUCCCACAUGAGGGUGAGAAAGAGGAGAUUCAGAUUCCGACGAGUGAUGGCGGAGUGGAGAUCUCUGAGGCCAGGUUCUUGCCUGCCUCGGAAUGGAUUCGCAUGGCGCAGAAGGGUGAGGCCAUUUUGUUUCCGCCUCAGUUCUUGCUGCUUCAUUUGAUGGCGGAUUUCCUGGGACAGGGAUCAUCGGGGAUGGAGUCUGUUGAGGAGUUGAAGAGGCAGCGAGAGGAAUUGUUGCAGUUCAUUCAUUCGGGCCAGCCGCCGUGGACGAACAAGUGUAUCUGUCCGAAGGCGCUGCAGAUUGCGUCUGACGGCCAGACGGUGAUGAAGUUGGAUCAUCCUGGUCCGGAAUUGGAGGGUACUGACCGGAAGGGAGAUACGGAGCGGGUUGUACAGCUAAAGUUCAUCAAGGGUGUUCCUCGGGAGCUUGUGGUGCGGUGGAAGAAGGAUGUGUUUAAGGAGAGCCGCCUAUAGCAGUAUAUGGGUGUAUUUGUCAGUAGUUGGCUUACAGAAUAGUGAAUAUACAGCAUCUAGAUGCC
Aspergillus welwitschiae is the source of this 1369-nucleotide messenger RNA. RefSeq names its product NUDIX hydrolase. Gene Ontology annotation, molecular function: hydrolase activity, acting on acid anhydrides, in phosphorus-containing anhydrides. The record is from RefSeq and is a predicted model, not a curated record. The transcript has 2 exons. Lineage: Eukaryota; Fungi; Ascomycota; Eurotiomycetes; Eurotiales; Aspergillaceae. Bases 117 to 1304 code for a protein of 395 amino acids. Gene Ontology annotation, cellular component: mitochondrion.